AGUAGUCGAAAUUGAAAUUUAUUUUUAAUUCUAAAAAGUCCAAAUUGAAAGAAACUCUGUCUUGUCUUUAGGAAUGACCCAUCUGAACUUGGCGCUCUUCCCAAUCGUUUUAUAUGCUGUUGAAAAAAGCUCAAGAUACCAGACUGAACACAAAACCCAGGUCAUUGAAGAUGGGAUAUUUAUCGUGUUUUACACGUUUAUUCCUUACUCUUAUAAACGGUACAGUUAUCACGACAUGCUUGGUGUUUAUGGGAGUGGGCGUGGUUAUGAUUAUUCUGCCAGAUGUGGGUGUGAUUGACCAACUGAUUGACAGCAGUUCUGUGAUGAAGGAGCUUAAGGACACCCUAGUGGCAACAGGCCUUGGGACGGAGAACCAGUACUCUGGUUUGUCGCUUUCCGGCGCCUUUUACGACAUUGGAUUGAUGUUAACGGUUUCCUGUGGAGUGAUUCUGAUCGUGGCUAUGUUUGGAUGUUGUGGAGGGUGCUGCAAAGCAAAGUGCUCAUUAAUCACAUACAUUGUCCUGACCAGUUUCCUGCUUGUUGUUGAACUUUUAAUGGUCAUAAUCGUCUACAGCGAUGAAAAAUUGGUGAUCGACUCAAUCAAAGAGAUAGUCUUGUUAACAUUGAAUGACUACACGGGAUUGACGGGGGAAAAUGUUCAGACCUUAGGAUGGAAUUUUGUUAUGAUUAAGUAUAAAUGUUGUGGAUUGAUUGAUUACAAAGAUUUCAAGCGUUCAAACUGGACAAACAAAGUUAGCACAUCAACUUCAGAAUACACGUUAGCAACACCGAUUGUGUGCUGUGAUCCUUUACCUAAAUCUGACAAUCUGACAUGCGCAACACAAACUUCAGCAGGAAAUACGGCUAUAACGGGCUGCUUUGACAUUGUUUGGGACACUUCAUUUGGAAGUCAAGAUUUCGUUGCAUUUGCUUACUGUAUUGGAUUUGCUAUUCAGUUUGUUCUGGUCGUUCUGGCCGUGGUUGUAUUUAUGGAAGCGAAGAAAAAGAACCGAGUGGCUGCUGAAAGGAAACUAAAAAAAGAGAAAAUAAUACUCUCUCAUAAAUCACCGGACCCUUUACCAGAUAAAAAGAGCACCUAAAUGACAAUCGUGAAAAUAACCGAAGAUUACCAUCUAUAUUGUAAAUAACUUAAAACACGAACACAACUUUAAAUCUGUCAAAUAUCCAUUAUCAUCAAAUGGCGUGGGAUUAACAGUUUUAUCUUUAAAUUUUUAAAAAAGGUAUCUUAAUAAUGAUAUACAUGAAAGUGUAUACAAUGAACAUGGAUUGAAUAACAAGCGAAGGAUGGCCUAUGAUAGUUCUCUCUUUAAGCUCUAUAGCUGCAAGCCUAUCGUGAACUGGGUAAAAACACAUACUUGAAUUUUUGAAACACCUGAGGUGGAGUCGGGUGGCUAAGAGGAGUAAGCUUCGUCUGCUGAGUGCUCAAAUCGUCAUGCGCCAAAAAAGUGAUAGAUUAUUAUAUCGACCAUGAAAUUUACAAGACACUGGCUCACAAGGGUUGUAAAAAUCCUUGUGGCAUCAAGUUACGUGUCAGUAGACUUAUUAUCCCCCCUCGCAACGGAGUUGGAGAGGAGUAAUGCGUGUGUGUGUGUGUUUUAAUUUGUCCUUCGUUAGGAAAGGGCAUUGUCGAAAUUGGCAUAGGGAUAGAUGUCAGUUGCUGCCUUGACAAACACGUCGAUGAAACGAGGAUAUCAACAGUCUCGUUUAAAGUCAUCAUUUUGCAAGUUCUUUGUUCGAUGUUUUUCAUACUUAUUGAUAGUCCAUUAUUUAUACACUGAAUUGACGACGGUUUUUCCCCUUAUUACCCGAUCAUGACAAGGAGCACACGGUGGUUGUGACCGGUCGGCAGAAGAUGCUCAUGGCACCUGAUCCCACCUCUGAUGUAUUGGAGGUCCGUAUUUGCUCUGCUCCUAUUUGUAUUUUUUUAUGGACUUUUGAUCUUGAAUAUUAUAAAGUUAUUGCUGUUUUUUGAGGUUAAUACAAUGAUUUAGCUAUCUGAGGAGUACAGAUAGUUGGAUCUCAGCCAAUCAGAGAGAUGGAAAAUAUUCAAUCACAGAAUAAUGUUUGUUAUUUCCAUAUGUUUCAUUCUGGUCUGAAGUAUAAAAAAAAUCUAUGGCAGACUUUGCAGUUUGAAUGUUUAUUGAAAUAAAAUUCUGAGUUAUUCAA
This is a messenger RNA of Saccostrea cuccullata (small rock oyster), 2187 nucleotides long. RefSeq names its product tetraspanin-18-like. Gene Ontology annotation, cellular component: plasma membrane. Lineage: Eukaryota; Metazoa; Mollusca; Bivalvia; Ostreida; Ostreidae. The transcript has 8 exons. The record is from RefSeq and is a predicted model, not a curated record. The coding region runs from base 114 to 1100 and encodes 328 amino acids.